GAUUUGGAAGUGACAGACGGAGAGGAGGAGGAUUCUGCUUCACCGAUGAAGCAGCAACAAGUGUGUCGGAGUGAAACUGGGAUUGUAACGCAGUAAAAAGCGGACUUUUGGGAAUAUUUACUCUGGAGUUYCGGAGCUGAAUGUAGCGGGACUGACGGAGUUUGUGGACCGCUCUGACCCGGAGGUAUCAUGGCUGCCGCGCUUGCUGAGCUUCCCUCCUAGACCCUGCCGGAUUCCCAACCCGACCCGUCACCYYAUCCACUCAUAAAGCCCAGAGAGCGCAGCAUGACGACCUCCCAGCUGAACGGCCAUGUUGGGGAGGGCGGAGGAGGGCGGGGAGCGGACGAAGAGCUGCGAGGAGGCCAGCCGCCCCGGGAGAUGGCUGUGGACUGUCCCUCAGAGCUGGGGGCCCGCACGCUGCCGCUGCGCCGCUCUGCCCAGCUGGAGAGGAUCCGGCAGCACCAGGAGGAUCUUCGGCGCCGGCGAGAGGAGGAGGGCCGGCAGCUGGACCUGAACGCCUCGCUGCGUCUCAGGAAGCUGGCCCAGAACCCGCACGCCGUCGGCAUCGACAACCCCACCUUCCUGCAGGACACGCUUGUCCCGCCUCAGAGCCAGAGCCAGGCGCUGCUGGAGCUGGAGGAGCUGCUGCUGUCCCUGAAGCAGGUCCGGAGCUGCCUGUCCGACCAGCAGAGCCAGAACGACGUGGAGCUGGUUCUGGCUCUGCUCAGCAAGUCGGAUUUCCAGUCRGCUCUGAGGAUCCACAACGCCGUGGCGUCCAGCAUGCAGCAGCCGACUCCACCGUUCCCGCUGACCCAGCAGGCGCUGCCGCUGGCCCUGGAGGUGAGGAGCCUGGUGCAAGCCAGCCAGAGUAAAGACGGCCUGGAGCUGCUCGGUCUGCUGUCCGACACCCAGCUGCAGGCGCUGCUGCAGGCUCACGACGGCGUGGCAGAGAGAGAGAUGGAGCCGGAGUCCGAUUCGAUGGAAGGAGAAACUGUGACCCAGUGGGGCGGAGAGACCGUGAAGAUCGUCCGCAUCGAGAAGGCUCGAGACGUUCCCCUGGGGGCGACUGUUCGAAACGAGAUGGACAGCGUGAUCAUCAGUCGCAUCGUCCGGGGAGGAGCAGCCGAACGCAGCGGCCUGCUGUCUGAGGGGGACGAGAUCCUGGAGAUCAACGGCGUGGAGAUCAGAGGGAAGGACGUCAACCAGGUGUUUGACAUCCUGGCCGACAUGCACGGCCUCCUGACCUUCGUGUUGAUCCCCAGCGCUCAGACCAAACCGGCGCCGGUCAAGGAGAGCGUGGUCCAUGUGAAGGCCCACUUCGACUACGACCCGUCCGAUGACCCAUACGUGCCGUGCCGAGAGCUGGGCCUGUCCUUCCAGAAAGGAGACAUCCUCCACAUCAUCAGCCAGGCCGACCCCAACUGGUGGCAGGCGUACCGAGACGGCGACGAGGACAACCAGCCGCUGGCCGGACUCGUCCCAGGGAAGAGCUUCCAGCAACAACGGGAGGCCAUGAAGCAAACCAUAGAAGAAGACAAGGAGUCUGAGAAACCUGGAACAGACACCACGCGGAGCCGUCGGGAAGCGGAGGUCAGCGGUAGAGAUUACCACUUUGUGUCCCGCCAGGCGUUUGAAGCAGAGCUGGCGGCAGGGAAGCUCAUCGAGUCGGGCGAGUUUGAGAGGAACCUGUACGGGACGAGCAGCGACUCGGUGCGGCAGGUCAUCAACGCCGGGAAGAUCUGCCUGCUGUGUCUGCACACACAGGCCCUGAAGGUGCUGCGCAGCUCCGACCUGAAGCCCUACAUCAUCUUCAUCGCCCCGCCGUCCCAGGAGCGGCUGAGAGCGCUGCUGCUAAAGGACGGCAAGAACCCCAAGCCUGAGGAGCUGCGUGACAUCAUCGAGAAGGCGCGUGAGAUGGAGCAGAGCUGCGGCCAUCUUUUCGACGCGGUCAUCGUGAACACGGACCCGGACCGGGCGUACGGCGAGCUGCUGCGCCUCAUCAACAAGCUGGACACGGAGCCGCAGUGGGUGCCCUGCUCCUGGCUGCGCUGAUGACAUCACAGGUCACACAGUCAACGCUGCACGACCCGGUCCUCAAAUUUAGCCUUCACAGCAUUAGGAGUUAUAUUUCUACACAAAAUCACAGAGAAACCUGAGCACAUUUCUGAAGUUAUGAAAUUUGAUGUUCAGAGCAGAAAAUGUUUCCUCCAGGUUUUCCUGAACGAGCCAAACUCUUUAUUCAAAACCAGAAAUCACAGAAAACAACUAAAUCAACAAGGGAAAAUGUAAACAACUCUCUAAACCCAAAUUUCCUGAGAAAUUGCUCCAGAAAAUGAUUUUUCUUUCAAAAAUCUUUGUAUUUUUUGUGUAAAUUUUUGUCGGACCCAUUCUUGAUUUGUCAUAAAUGUAUUUAAGUUUA
Messenger RNA from Poecilia reticulata (guppy), 2419 nucleotides. The record is from RefSeq and is a predicted model, not a curated record. Lineage: Eukaryota; Metazoa; Chordata; Actinopteri; Cyprinodontiformes; Poeciliidae.